UGCUGCCGGGCCACAUACAAUAAUCAACGGCAAAGAAGUUGUGAACUUUGCUUCAGCAAAUUACCUUGGAUUUGUAGGACAUGACAAGUUGAUUGAGUCGUGUACUUCUGCACUGGAGAAAUACGGUGUUGGCUCUUGUGGUCCUCGUGGAUUUUAUGGAACAGUUGAUGUCCACCUUGAUUGUGAAGCCAGAAUCGCUAAGUUUUUGGGAACACCUGAUUGCAUACUAUAUCCUUAUGGACUUUCCACCAUGUUCAGUGCAAUUCCUGCUUUUUGUAAGAAGGGAGACAUUAUUAUUGCGGAUGAGGGUGUCCACUGGGGAAUACAAAAUGGCCUAUAUCUUUCCAGAAGUACAAUAGUGUAUUUCAAACACAAUGACAUGGAGUCUCUACAAAGUACUCUAGAGAAAGUUACUCUACAAAAUAAGCGAGCUAAGAAGCUAAGGCGCUAUAUUGUGGUUGAAGCUGUGUACCAGAAUUCAGGUCAAAUUGCUCCAUUAGAUGAGAUCAUCCGACUGAAGGAGAAAUAUCAUUUCCGUGUCUUAUUGGAUGAGAGCAACUCUUUUGGUGUGCUUGGCAGUUCCGGAAGAGGUAUCACUGAGCACUAUGGGGUUCCGAUUGAGAAGAUAGAUAUCAUAACUGCUGCCAUGGGACAUGCAUUGGCCACGGAAGGAGGAUUCUGUGUUGGAAGCGUCAGAAUCACUGAUCAUCAACGUCUCAGCAGUUCUGGUUAUGUCUUCUCUGCUUCCUUGCCUCCAUAUCUUCCGGCUGCUGCUAUUACUGCUAUUGAUGUUCUAGUGGAAAAACCUGAUCUUAUUACGAAACUGAACAAAAAUAUUGCCGUACUAUGCAAAGGAUUGUCAGAUAUACGUGGCCUUCAGCUUGUGAGUGAUGUGAAAUCCCCAAUUGUUUUCCUCAGACUUAAGAACUCCACAGGAUCCUUAAUGUGCGAUUCACAAUUGCUUGAACAAAUUGCUGAACAGGUAUUGAAAGAAGACUUGGUUUUUGUAGUGACUUCCAAAAGAUCAACACUAGAUAAGUGCCGUCUACCUGUGGGAAUCAGAUUAUUUGUCUCAGCUGCUCAUUCUGAAUCUGAUCUGCGCAAGGCCUCUGAAUCAAUGAAGAGAGUUGCAGCAGCGGUUUUGGCAGCUCGUGAUUGAAUUGAAGAGUGCAGAUCAGAUCUCAUUUUAUUUUUCCAAUAAUCUUUCAGUUUGACCGCGUCAACCAAAAAAACCCAAGUUUUGUUUCUUGGUAGAUGCUUUUAUAAUAACUUUUGUGCCAAUCUGUUUUAUAAUAACUUUCAACUUACCACUAGGCAUUUAUUUCAUCUUGGAAUUGAAAUAUUUUUUCAUAUUGAGAAGUGCUAAUUGAUCCAAUAUUAUAUUUUGCAAAAGCAAUUUAACAAUAGUCUAAGGCAUGAUUUCUACGAGGACUAAAGAUCUGGAUAGAGAAUGCAAAGUUUCAGUUGGGGCUGUGUUUGUAGAAAAUACAAUAAGUUUUUCAUUUUUAAUAUAAUUAUAGGAUUCUCUUCA
Camellia sinensis is the source of this 1531-nucleotide messenger RNA. The record is from RefSeq and is a predicted model, not a curated record. Lineage: Eukaryota; Viridiplantae; Streptophyta; Magnoliopsida; Ericales; Theaceae.